GCCUUAACGUCUCUAAGUGUCUCGCCGGAAUAUAAGUGUCUAUUUUCGCCGUCGUGGGGCCAUGUUUGACAUGCAACGAAAAUUUACUUCGUGAAUCUCUCCUUUACAGCUCAUACGGAGUAGUCGCUUUGGUCGGAUUACUACCCCAUGGCGGACCCCCAGUCGCAAACGCGAGGAGCAAUCUGCUCUCUCGAUGAGUUCCUGCAGGUUUCGUACGACUACCUCAUCGUGGGCGGUGGCACGGCCGGUCUCACCCUCGCCGCUCGUUUGAGUGAAGACCCUUCGAUCAACGUAGGUGUCAUAGAAGCCGGAAAAGACCAGACGAGAAAUGAGUUCGUGCGCACGCCUGCGAUGUUCCCGCAGAUUCUGGGAGUCCCCGAGUACGAUUGGAUGCUGGAGACUGUGCCUCAGAAAGCAAAUGGCAACAAGGUGCAUGCUAUGACACGGGGCAAGAUGCUUGGGGGGUCCAGUGCAACCAAUGGCAUGAUGUAUGUCCGUGGAUCCAAGCAAGACUACGACGACUGGUCAGCGUUUGGGAAAGGAUGGUCGUGGUCUUCUGUGGCCCCGUACUUCAGAAAGCACGAGUCAAUCGAGGACAACAGGACCGGAGAGCCGGGUGACUUUGCUUUCCUGAAUUUUGGAAAGACAUCCCACGGACAAUCUGGCCCCGUCUCCACGAGCUUCAACAAUUGGAGAAACCCGUUAGAGCGCUACUUCAUUGAAGCCGCUAAGACAGCCUGCGGAAUGUCCAACAGUCCGACUGAUCCGUGGGGAGGGGAUCAUUUGGGCUUCUUUUCUUCCUUGUUGACCGUGGACCGGAGCAAGGAUAAAGGCACGCGUAGUUACGCCGCGAGUGCCUACUUGUUACCAAACAUUUCCCGACCAAACCUCAAGGUCCUGACCGAGGCGCUCGCGCUAAACGUGAUUCUCGAGGGCAAUUCUGCGCAGGGCGUUCGUCUGUCGCACACCGGCCGAGAAUAUGACGUCCGAGCGACAAGGGAGGUGAUUCUCUGCUGCGGCACAUAUAAAUCUCCUCAACUUCUUGAGUUGUCUGGAAUCGGCAAUCCAUCUAUUUUGAGGUCAGCUGGGGUACAAUGUGUUGUCCCCUUACCCGGCGUUGGUGAAAGCCUACAAGACCAUGUUCUCUCAGCAACAGUGUACGAGCUGAACGAAGGAACGACGUCCUUUGAUUCCCUUCGGAAACCAGAAAUCCUCCAACAACACUUGGACCUAUACUCCAAAGAAAAUCGCGGGAUUUUGGCAGCAGGAACCAGCUGUAUGGGUUUUCUCCCCUACUCGUCGCUAGCAUCACCGAACGAACUCGCCACGACCUGCGAGAAAGUUCAACGAACCCCUACGACAACUCCCUUCCAGCAACGCCAGCUGGAGCAGGUCGCAACUCAUCUACAAAGCCCAUCAUCUGCAAACAUCCAAUUCAUCAUGUUCCAAGGCACCAUGAACAUCGAGGAAGUGGUUCAAGACCAGGGGAAGUUCGCCAAGCCCGGCUCUCCAACCGAUCCCGAUGGCUUCACAAUCGUCACUUGUCUGCAGUAUCCGGCCUCGCGAGGAACAGUCCACAUAACCAGCUCAGACCCGACAAAGAAUCCCGCGGUCGAUCCGGCAUAUCUGACGAAUGAAGCGGACGUUGAUGUUCUCGCCGCGGGUAUGGAGUUUUGCGAUGAAAUUGUCAACUCCUCGCCGCUGAAAGACAAGAUCCGGCGGCGAGCGCACCCGGCUCCAAGCGUGCAGCUCGGAGAUAGGGAGCAGGCCAAGGCGGCAGUGAGAGAUUUCUGUAUGACAGAGUACCAUCCGUGCGGGACGUGCGCUAUCGGUCAGGUUGUAGACGAGAGAUUGAGAGUGAACGGAGUGAAAGGAUUGCGGGUUGUCGAUGCUAGCGUUUUCCCAGGGAAUGUGAGUGGAAAUAUUUUGUCGAGUGUGUAUGCCGUGGCAGAGAGAGCAGCAGAUUUGAUUAAAGAGGACGGCGUACGAGUCAAAGCGUCGCUCUAG
Messenger RNA from Aspergillus melleus, 2007 nucleotides. RefSeq names its product GMC family oxidoreductase. The transcript is spliced from 3 exons. Lineage: Eukaryota; Fungi; Ascomycota; Eurotiomycetes; Eurotiales; Aspergillaceae. Gene Ontology annotation, molecular function: oxidoreductase activity, acting on CH-OH group of donors; flavin adenine dinucleotide binding. The coding region runs from base 148 to 2007 and encodes 619 amino acids. The record is from RefSeq and is a predicted model, not a curated record.